Molecule: messenger RNA, 2331 nt
Organism: Colletotrichum siamense
Lineage: Eukaryota; Fungi; Ascomycota; Sordariomycetes; Glomerellales; Glomerellaceae
Exons: 3
Coding region: 1-2331 (776 amino acids)
Source: RefSeq, a predicted model, not a curated record
AUGGCGCCCACUCUCGACAGCUCUGUAUCGGAGUUGUGCCGGGACUACAAAUCCUCCACGAACUUCUUUAUGCAGUGGCUCUUGUGCCAGGCUAGGCUCGAGAAUCCCUCCACCAAGAAGUUCACUACGACGGGAGACAUACUCGCCGCGGCACGGGUUGUCAAGAAGGCUCGUUCCGUCGUCCCGAAGUCUAUCCUGAGUUCCCUUCAAACCGCGAUCACGAAGCGCAAACAGGUAUACAACAUAUAUGAGAAGAAUGGCGCCGGUGAUCCGGGCCAUGCGGUUUUCUGCCAGAGACUUGAGAGUACCCUCUCCAUUCUUUCUUCCCUGACGACCGCUUCCGCAAUUUCUUCCUCCUCUCGCGUCGAUGAGUCCGAAAACAACGUCACCACGGCCAACGCCUUCGCGCCCCUGGCCGCAACAGUCGAGGACAUCGAGGACGAUGCUUCCGAGACUGGCAUCGAUGAGCACAUGUGCCACUCAGAGUCGGAGAACGAGAAGGCCCCUGCAUCUGCCCCCACGGCUCCCGACACUGACGAGUCCGACUUCGUGCUGGAGGACGAUGCGAUCCGUCUCUUCUACGAGGCCGCCAACUUCCUUCUCGAAUUGGGCAACGUUUACUCCCAAAUUGAAGGAUACUGGCACGACGCCGCCGACGACAAGCUUCCCCUGCCCGUCGCCGCUUGGCUCACGUCCCUCGCCGCGCACGCCAUCUCCAAGGAAAUGCCGCGCUGCUUUGUCAAUCUUUGUGAGAGCGUCUCGACCAAGUGUAAGACGUGCCCCGAUUGCCCGGGUAUCAAGGUUAUAAUCGCCAAGAUGUCCCCGUCCGCCGAGGCCGCCGCCAACAACAUCGGCCGCGCCACACGAAUCUACACCCUCGCGAAGGCCAUGAAUGAAUACGGCUCAGAACUUCCCGACAUCAACACCCUCAUGAUGAUGUUCGUGUCUUCCGACCACUCCACGGGUCACGUCGGAACCGGUCGCGGUGAUACGAAGGCCAAGGACCGGGAACAGGACCAGGACCCUCGAUUGCCACAAGAGGAUGAGACUCACCUGAGAGAAAUCCUCGACCUUCUCAAGGCUGACUUUAUGGGCACCCGAGGCAUUGCGCAACUUGAGCAGCUGAAGCAGUACCGAAACGAAAACCGGGUUACUCACAGCGAACCUCUCUUCGAUUUCGCGCUACCCCUUUUCAGAGAGAUGAAGCGCACCGCGCCCGGAAAUCUGGUCAUCGCCAUGGACCUUUUCAUGCUGGCUGCCUCGGUGACCGAAGGUCGUCUGAGCCCAGCCAAGUGCCGGCUGAGACCCGUCCGCCUCGCGCUGGAGAUGCGUUCUGCCGUCGACCCGGUCCUCGAAUUCCUGAAGAGCAUGAACAACUUCGCGGAUUGGUCGCAAGCUGCGGAUUACCUCGAGAACUUCCGCGACGGCCUGACCGCCCUCGCCAGCGAGCGUGCCUUCGAUAAGUAUCAUGGCUCUGUAUGGACAGUGGGCAACCACUCGACGGAGUUGCUGGCCCAGGCUUCCGUCCACGGCGCCAAUCUUUGCUGGGAUUGGGCCAUCGUCAACUCCACCCUCCACCUCUACAACGCGAUGCGCCGAGUCGAGAUCCUGCGACUCAAGAAGAUCCCUCUCCUAGACGAGCUCGCUGACAUACUGGCACAAGACACCUUUCGAGGUGCCCGUCCGGACCGGAACUUCGCUUCCACAUUCCGCCGCACCGUCUUCAACUGCGGCAUCAACAAGACGCAAGCACGUGUGCAGUACGGCUUCACGUCCAAGCCCUUGAGAGGGCAGCAUAUCAUGUGGUUGCUGAACCAACAUCGCCAGUCGCACUCCGAGGGCCUUGACUGGCUUGGAGAGGUUCACGGCGUAGUGCCCUGCAAGAAACAGAGGUGCUGGAAGUGUAGGCCGGAUAAGAAGAAAGAUAGAAACAUUCGCGACACGCACCGGGAGCGAACGCUGGCCGAGUACAUGGAGCGAGCGAAGGGCAAGGUUGUCCCAGAGUUGGAGGGGAAGGCCCCAAUUUCCCGCCUCAACUUCUUCCGGCUCUUCAUGUACUGUGCCAGCUUCAUGAGAAAGUUCGGGGAGUUAAGUGAGGACGAGUUGGGACAAGGCUUUCGGGCAAUGGGCUUACCACGAGAUGUGUGGGGUCACCCCCUCCAUCUCUCACGCUUAGGCACGGAGGUGAUUCUUGAAACAAUCGAUCAGAGGGUCGGCAGCAGAGAGGGCAGACGCCUAUUGAAACAAGACAGGCUGGUCAACUACGCGGGUCAAGUGUUCAAGGAGCUGGACACCGCCGCAUCACUGAGCCAGUUCAUGUGGACGGUCUGA